This is a messenger RNA of Guillardia theta CCMP2712, 1434 nucleotides long. RefSeq lists its product as hypothetical. NCBI's taxonomy places the organism in Eukaryota, Cryptophyceae, Pyrenomonadales, Geminigeraceae. The transcript is spliced from 2 exons. The record is from RefSeq and is a predicted model, not a curated record. The annotation marks the transcript as partial.
GGGUCUCGAUCAUCGACUGCUGUCGCCAAAUGCAUAUGGAUGGAGGCGGCAAAGGCGGGAGGAGACCCUGCUGUUGCUGAAGGCAUCGACAAGGAGAAGAACUGGAGGCAAGGGUACGUCGACCAUGUCGUCAGAGUGAUGAUGCUCUCUGCGCUCUCUCGCUCGCACGUACUCAAGACAGCGGCUGCAGGGCUCAAGGCAGCCCACGAGAGCUUCACGUUUGUUAGGGGAGACCAAGAGCUUCCGUUGGCUGCAGCCAUGGAGCUGCAUGCGCAGCACAAGUUUGUCACUGGAGUUGUCAAAGGAGGAGGUGCUCCUCAUGCUCAGAGCGGAAGCUUUCCUCUGAACGGGAAGAUGAUGCCUGAGGACGACGCCAAGAGUCAAGUUCAACGAUGGGCUGAUUACGGCUGCAUUGAGGCUGAUGCGGCGCAGGCGUUGAAGGAGUCCAUCGACAGCGUCAACAAGAUUGAUCUCUCUCGUCACUGCUUCAUCCUGCUGGGCGCCACGUCGGAGCUGGGGCCCCUGAAGACGCUGAUGCGCCACGGAGGCACUGCCAUCGGAGUCUCUAGAAACUCUCCCAGCCGCUGGAGGAACCUGCUUGACGUCGUGAAGCAAGGCAGCGGACAGAUCAUUUUCCCUAUGAACAAGGAAGCUCGUGAUGAGGAGCAGAAAUGCGAAGCUGCGGGGUGCGACCUCCUCGUGGAGACGCCGGAGAUUCUGCAGUGGCUCAAGGAGGAGGCUAUUUGCGACAAGUUCGACAGCGUCACUGUGGGCUGUUACUUGUACCUUGACGGGGAGGCUCAUGUCCGAGCAAGUGUGGCCAUGGACCUGAUCGUGACAGGACUUGUUGAGGAAGGAAAGAAGAAGGGAAAGAAAAUCUCAGUUGCUUACCUCGGCUCUCCUUCGACGUGCGUAGCCAUCCCUCAGGAAUGCUAUGAUGCGAGCGUGAAGGCCCAGCACGAUGCUCCUUUCUGGCAGAAGAUGUUGUUCCUCAAACCCAAAGUUGUGGAGAAAGUCACGACGGACACAGGAGAGACGAUUUAUCUCAAUAAUGGUUUCGUUGUGCUACAAGGACCCAACUACGCCCUUGCCAAGACCCUGCAGAUGUGGAGGGCGAUGCUGUUGCGAGAGGAAGAGAAGCUGAUCGUGAGCACAAACAUCGCUCCUGGUAGCAGAACGCUUUCUGUCACUCACAAUACGGUGCUCUCAUCGUGCUUGGACGGUCAGGGUCACUUCAAGCCGCUCCUGACGUUCGAAGCUCCGACGGCCUCAGAGGUUCUCGCGCUCCUGCUGCUCCAUGAUGUGUUUUCAUCGUCCUCGAUUACUCACCCUAGCAAGGCUCUCACCAACCCACUCCUGCUCUUUUCCAAGAAAGCUGUCCAUGGAGGCUUGUGGCGAUCGCCAUGGCAGCCGGAGUCCAUCGGGACCGCUGCG